Messenger RNA from Cloeon dipterum, 1448 nucleotides. Its product is annotated as sodium/bile acid cotransporter 7-like. Gene Ontology annotation, cellular component: plasma membrane. The record is from RefSeq and is a predicted model, not a curated record. The coding region runs from base 265 to 1317 and encodes 350 amino acids. NCBI's taxonomy places the organism in Eukaryota, Metazoa, Arthropoda, Insecta, Ephemeroptera, Baetidae. The transcript is spliced from 7 exons.
CAGCUGUGACUAUGCUCCUCCCGUCCUUUCUUUGAGCAGGUUGAUGGUGCUUUUUAACUUCAGAAAUUCGGACACAGACUGACCAAGGUCUUAAAAAUUGCAAAUUCCAUAGUAAUAUUAUUUGUUCAAUAAUUAUGUAUUCCGCACUUUCUUGAAAGCUAUUGUGAGUGUGUGCCUUCCCCAUCGAUCAUUGACGAAAAUGAAUUUUGAGACUGGCGCAUAAUAUUAUUUUCAUUUGAAAUUCGAAUACUUCCUGCAAAUAAAAUGGGUGUCAAAAUUAAAAUCCGGCCCAAGAGGAUUGAUCUCAAGGAAAAACUUAAAGAAAAUUGGCUGCUAGUAGGAAUCCUCAUUGCCGUGAUUUUGGCUCAAAUUCAACCUUCAAUUGGUGCAAGAGGAGGUCUCCUCCGACCAGAGAUAACCGUGAAGUAUUUCUGCGUUGCUGGAAUUUUUUUCAUUAGUGGUCUUUCGCUUAAAAGUGAGCAACUCUACGCUGCAGUUCGCCAAGUGAGGCUGCACAGUUUUAUCCAGGGCUUCACCUUGUUUCUCUUCCCUCUACUUGUGCAACUCUUUGUUUUCUUUUUGAAACCACUUGGGCUAAAUGAGUGGAUUAUCAAAGGGCUCAUCACUGUGAGCUGCAUGCCGCCACCAGUGUCCUCAGCUGUGAUUUUGACCAGAGCGGUGGGAGGCAACGAAGCUGCUGCAAUUUUUAACUCGGCUUUUGGAAGCUUCCUUGGAAUAAUCGUCACACCUAUCACCCUGUUAUACUUUCUUGGAGUGUCAACCUUAGUACCCCUGCUAUCCACUGUCAUUCAACUUGGAUCAACCGUUUUGGUUCCGUUGCUGCUGGGCCAAGUCGCUCGCCGAGUGGGUGGAAACUGGGCACAGAGGAAUGCGUCAUUCCUUAGCUUUCUUAGUCAGUUUGCCUUGCUACUUGUAAUCUACGCAACUUUCUGUGACACUUUUGUGAAUGACGCUGGUCACAUGGACGCCAGCGACAUCCUGUUCGCUGUUUUAUUUGUUGUCAUCUUGCAAGUAGGGCUGAUGAGCCUGGUGUUCUCUGUCACAAGCAAAUUGCACCGCUGGUUUGCCCCGGCAGAUGUUGUUGCAAUUUUGUUUUGCUCCACGCACAAAUCUCUAACUUUAGGCAUUCCAAUGUUGCGCAUUUUAUUUGGAGGGUAUGCUCAUCUAUCUCAAAUCUCUCUGCCUCUCCUGGUGUAUCAUCCAACUCAAAUUUUACUUGGCUCUAUUGUGGCUGCCCCACUUCGACAGUGGUUGCGUGAUAGUCACCACAAAAGUCAUUACUCACUUGGAAUCUAGGACAUGUUAAUUUCUUAUGCAUUGAUCUGGCCAUGUAGUAUUUAUGCACAAAAGCCACUGCUUUUAUUUAUUCCACAUAUGUGUGAUAAUUCUCAAUAAACGCGUACAUAUGUAUGUACAAUUGAUUCAAA